Molecule: messenger RNA, 671 nt
Organism: Aspergillus caelatus
Lineage: Eukaryota; Fungi; Ascomycota; Eurotiomycetes; Eurotiales; Aspergillaceae
Product: chromo domain-containing protein
Exons: 1
Coding region: 142-507 (121 amino acids)
Source: RefSeq, a predicted model, not a curated record
ACUUCAGUGACAAAGAGCUGUUAUAUCCGAAAGAGACCUAUAGGAAAUGGCCCUAGUCGGCUUCCCUUACGAGAAACCAGUCCUCGCAGGCGAGAGGCUCAUGGCCACACUUUUUCCUCUUUUCGUACUCAAUUCUUCGCAAUGUCAUUGCCAGAUCGGUUGCAGUUCGUUUCCUGGUUGUUUGAGAGCGUCCUAUCUCAAUGUCUUUCUCAGCCUAACAGCCCGGGUACCCAGUCUCCAUCAAAUUAUGGAACAGGUUAUGAUCGCAAUACAAUGUCCGAUCCUGUACACCAAUACUCAGUUACCGAGGGCGUGCGUUCCUUCGACCAGUCUUUCUACUGUGGAUUAGAGUGUGGAUCGCAGAACCACAGAGAAUCACCACUAAUCGAAAACAAAGAUCAACAAGACAAUGAUCAGCUUGAGUAUGAAAUUAAAAAGAUCCUCGCAUAUAGACAAGGUACCCAUGGUUCCGUCUCAUAUCUCGUUAAGUGGAAGGGCUACAAAUAGUCUAAGGUCACCUGGGAACCAGGUGUUUCACUGCAAAAUACGGUUGUCUUAGAGAACUAUGAGUUACAACUAGCCAUCACUGCAGACAGAACUCGCGCAACACGUAAUUGUAAUCGCGGCACCGGCCGUGCACAAGGCAGGAAUCAUUCUUAUUCCCGUCCUCC